Thrips palmi is the source of this 1154-nucleotide messenger RNA. RefSeq names its product alpha-crystallin B chain-like. Lineage: Eukaryota; Metazoa; Arthropoda; Insecta; Thysanoptera; Thripidae. The record is from RefSeq and is a predicted model, not a curated record. The transcript is spliced from 2 exons. Gene Ontology annotation, biological process: response to heat; protein refolding. The coding region runs from base 259 to 936 and encodes 225 amino acids. Gene Ontology annotation, molecular function: protein folding chaperone.
AGGCCCCGCCAGUUCCGUUGGAGCAUUCUCAGAGCGCACAUCGCGAAACCGCAUCCAAGUGCCUGGCAUUCCCUCCGCUGUCAGUUCAGUGUUCAGUGCUGUUCCUGCGAGUUGCUGAAGGCUACUGUUGAGUGACCUGUUCCCUGAAGUCCCUGUACUCCGCACAUCGUUGCACGAGUCGUCCAAGUCUGUGAAGUUUGUGCAGCUGUGUAUCCCGCUCGCCUCAGUUGUCCGUCUUACGAGUCUCGCAGUACAAAGAUGUCUCUGCUUCCCUACAUCCUUGGUGAGCUCCGCGACCUGUCCGGCAGCGACGUGUUCGCUUCGCCGGCGCCGCGUCGCCACCCGUUCCACCCGUACCGCCGCUGGGUCGACGUGGACCUCGACGACCUCGACGACGUGCUGCUCGGCCGCGACGACUCCCGGCGCGCGCUGCUCAGCCUGCUGAGCGACGACGCCCCGCGCUACCUCAUGGCACGCCCUCGCAGGCGCCCUAACACCGCCGUGGAGAAGAAGGCCGUGAAGAAGACCGCCGACGACCGCCACGCCCUGGCCAUCGACGUGGACGUGCAGCAGUUCCGUCCCGAGGAGUUGUCCGUGCAGGUGCUGAAGGACCAGGGCGUCGUCGUGAUCGAGGGCCACCACGAGGAGCGCCAUGAGCACCCGGACGAGCACGGCUUCGUGCGCCACCACUUCUCGCGCCGCUUCAAGCUCCCCGACGGCGUGGACCCGGACACCAUCACCUCCAGGCUCUCGGCCGACGGCACACUGCAGGUGACGGCGCCGCGGAAGGAGGCCCUGCCCGCCCCGAAGGAGACCAACGUGCGGAACGUCCCCAUCGCCCACGCCGAAAAGAAGGCCCUGGCCCAGGACGCCGGCAAGCAGACGGAGAAGCAGGCAGAAGACGAGCAGGACAGUGACAUCCAGAAGGUGGAUUAGACUUCCUCUGCCGAUUAUCCAAGACUGACUUUUUCAGUAUUUAUUAUUUUUUAUUUUUUUACCUGUGUGUUUCUGAACUUGUGUUUCUCCGUUACAUGUGCAUAGCACCUAAAAACUAGAUCUCAGUGAUUUUGUUUUGCAUGUGUCAGUGUGUGUCUGUGUACGUUUGCCUGUGUAUUUAUGUAUGACAGAGGAACUUGAAUAAAUGGUAAAAUAAU